AAUGGGGUCACAGCAAAGCAUUGAAGGCCAUGAUUUCAUGGUUUUAGCCCAGCGCUACUUCAGGUAGACUAGCUGAUUUCUCCUCCAAUCGAACUGUGUUGUGUGGGUGUGUAGUACUAAACAUGGGCCCUGGAUGGAUUAGAAACUGGGAAUACCAAACGCCAAACGAACAUUUUCCUUUCCCGCCCCAGCUGAUACUCAUCUCUCUGUUUCUGAAGCCGGAAAGGAAGUAGCAAAUCGAAACUCAUAAGUUAGUCAUCCUUCUAUUCUGCUUAUACUGCGGAGAAUUUGCAUUUAGCUCCUUUACAAUGGCAACUCCAUCCCACGAUGAAUAUACAGAAUUUGAGGAGAAGAUGAAGAGGACAGUGUAUAUUGACAACCUCUCACCACAGGUCACUGCAUCUGUCAUAAAGGCCGCACUAGAGCAGCUUGGAGAAGUUGUAAAUGUUCAGUUUAUCCCAAACUAUAUAGAGUUGAAGGACAUCCCCCAGUGUGCCUUGGUGGAGAUGGCGAGUGCAAAGCAGGCUGAAUCAAUUAUCAUGGAGAUGACCAACUGCCCAUUCAUGAUGUCUGGGAUGCCAAGGCCUGUUAGGGCACGUGCAGCUGAAGUGGAGAUGUUUGAUGAUCUACCUGUAAAGCCUGGUCGAAGGAUACAGUGCCGAUGGGUGGACCCCAAGGAUCCAGAUUUUAAAGUUGCAAGGAAGCUGAAGUAUGCUAUCAGGAAACAGGCUGCAGAAGCUUCUGUAAUGCUCAAGUAUCAACUGGAGGAAGAGAAGAAGCUUGCAGAUCAACAAGUGGAGGUUCUUAAGGUAAAUUGCAAGAAGUAUGAUAUCAUAAACGGUAUCUCUUCUGAUGAUUUUGAUCGCUUGGCAGGCAUAUAUAAUAUGAGCCUUCCAAACAAUUGAUGGUAUUUUAACCAUGCUGAUAUUAAAAACCUGAUACAUGUUGCUUACUUGUCACAAACUUGCAAUUUAAGAAUUCCAAUAGAACUUUAUGCUGCAAAUCCAUGGUUUUGUAA
Molecule: messenger RNA, 1018 nt
Organism: Nelumbo nucifera (sacred lotus)
Lineage: Eukaryota; Viridiplantae; Streptophyta; Magnoliopsida; Proteales; Nelumbonaceae
Product: ASI1-immunoprecipitated protein 1-like
Molecular function (GO): RNA binding
Source: RefSeq, a predicted model, not a curated record